AUGGUUCUCCUGGAGACUUACCAGGGCGGCGACUACAUGACCGAGAAGGCCUGUCAGUCGUGCGCAGCAGGGACUUUCGUCUUCGAAGAAGCAUCGACAGAAGCGGGGGUGUCCUACGCCGCCGAUCCCUUGUCGUGCCAAGCCUGCCCCGACGACAAUAUGUCCUUCGGGUUAGACGGCCAAUGCUCUUGCAAUGAUGGGUACACAAUCGUGGGAGCAUCGGCACUGGGACCGCUUCGGUGCGUCGUGACGUCCCACGUCACCGCCAUCGCGGCGUGGAGGGGCUCGAGCGCGUCUACCGUGACCUACCGAAGUCUCAUCACCGCGGUGCAGUCGACCCUUCCCCCAUCGGAGACCCUUACGUCACUUACCCUGGAGCACCUCUUCACCUGGGCGGGCGCCAGCUGCUACAGCUACACCGGCUCCGGUGGAGACGGCCUGCAGGCCUGCCAGAGCUUAGGCAACCUCUGCGCGCUACAGCUGCACGACCCUUCGUCCAUGGCCUGCUCGCUGUUCUCCGCGGUGCUGAACAAUCGCCUCGGGAACAACCACGGCCAGACGGGGUGGGGGGUGACCCUGCCUUGGCUGACCUACAUCGAAGAGGCUUCGGACGUUCGAGACGGCACAGACAUCGAGAUGCAGCUAACGUUCGCCAGCGAGAUGAGGAUAAUCCUUGCCAAGUACUCCCUCGACGGCACGUGGCUCGGCAUGGAAGAAAUGUCUACCCAGCCAUACUACUGCGGGGUGGGCGCGCCAGACACCUCGGCAGGCGGAGGUCAGAGCCGAAGCUCCAAGUACCUAAAGUUUGGGCACAGCAUGACGGAGACCUUCGAGUGCGACCUCAAGUCGCUUCUCGGAGAGGAAGCCUUCUUCUACGACCCGUACAUCGUCGACGAGGCUACCGGCGAGCUUCACCCCAUAGCGGUGUUGAAUGUAAACUACGGUGACGGCGUGAGCACACCCAACCUGAACAUCCGAGCGUUGGACGAACUCGACGACGUUUUCACCCGGCGGUUUUUCUUCUUUGACAGCGUUUCCGGGUAA
Ectocarpus siliculosus is the source of this 1044-nucleotide messenger RNA. The record is from the annotation of a GenBank genome assembly. Lineage: Eukaryota; Phaeophyceae; Ectocarpales; Ectocarpaceae.